Messenger RNA from Acyrthosiphon pisum (pea aphid), 1458 nucleotides. Its product is annotated as zinc finger MYM-type protein 1-like. Lineage: Eukaryota; Metazoa; Arthropoda; Insecta; Hemiptera; Aphididae. The coding region runs from base 1 to 1458 and encodes 485 amino acids. The record is from RefSeq and is a predicted model, not a curated record. The transcript is spliced from 8 exons.
AUGUCGAAUGAAGCAUGUAAUUUAUGUAAAAGAAAACGAGAAAACCUGAAUAUGACAAAUUGGACUCAACAUAUAAUGUCUUGUAAAAAAAAGAAGCUUUCAUCUGGUCAAAGUAUAAUGUCCUUCUUCAAACAGAAGCCUUCUACAUCUAAUGAUAUAGAUAUUGGAUUAAAUGAUGAGUUUCACACCGAGAACUCUGAUGUUUUAGAAAUUGAAGAUUAUGUACAGUCAAGUUCUAAUAAUGCUACAUAUGAUUUACCUAAAAUAGAAGGAUUAAAUGACGAGAUUCACACUGAGAACACUGAUGAAUUAGAAAUUGAAGAUAAUGCACUGUCAAGUUCUAAUAGUGUUACACAUGAUUUACCUAAAAUAGAAGUAUUUAAAAAUGAUCCAGAAUCCAUUCCAUUAGUCAUAUCAGAUGAAAUACAAAAAAAAAUGUUUUUAGUAAAACGUGGAUCUAAUGAUUUUAAAAAUAUAACACGGACUUUAUCAAACCACGAAUGCUCACCAGAACAUAUGCAGAGUGUGAUAGCAUAUGGAUUGUACAUAAGAAAUGAUCGAAUUUAUCUAAAACUCAUCGAAAGUGCCAAUCGUCAGGUAGCUGACAACCGAGAACUUUUAAGACAAAUUAUUGAUGCUCUUAUUUACGUUGGAAGACAAAAUAUAGCUUUGAGGGGCCAUCAUGAGGGCAUUGAUUCAAAUAAUAAAGGACAUUUUUUGGAAUUAGUUAAACUUUUGUCAAACAAUCAUGGUCCUUUGAAAAGUCAUUUAGAACAAAUUGAAAAACAAUUUACAUUUAUUCUUAGGUAUGUAAAUGAAGAAGGUAUUGUUCAAGAACGACUGGUUUCAUUAGUGACAGCAUCAGAUGCAACUGGACGAGGUAUGUUUGAAGUAUUUUGUGAAAUAACUAACAAAUAUAAUAUUGAAUGGAAGACCCAAUUGAUAGCUCAAGCAUAUGAUGGCGCUGCAUCUAUGCAGGGACAAUUUUCUGGUUUAAAAACCAGAAUACAAAAUGAAAAUCCAUGUGCUAUUUAUAUUUGGUGUUUUGUUGGAAAUUUUGUUGAAUUUAUGAGAGCAAGAAAGAGAACAGCUAUUUUUGCAAAAUUGCAGGAACAGUUAUAUCCUAAUGAGCGUCUACGUCGAAUGAAGCGAUUUUCCACAACACGAUGGACUUCUCAUGAUGGGAUAUUAAUUGUUAUAAAUGAAAAAUAUUCUGCGUUAUUGGAAACACUAGAAGAAAUUUCUGUUGCGAAUGAUUCUGACCGCGAAGCGGCUUCAACUGCUGAGAAUCUAAUUAUGUCUAGAUAUCUACAAACAAAGGAAAUUGAUUUUGUACAGGCAAUCAAUUUGAUUGAUGUUGCAAAAAACCGUUUAAUAGAUAUGAGAUCAGAACAAGGCUGUAAAGAUUUAGUUGACCAAACAAAAUUGUUUUCAAUUGAAAAUAAUCUCACGGAAUAG